Ziziphus jujuba (common jujube) is the source of this 1431-nucleotide messenger RNA. Its product is annotated as probable pectin methylesterase CGR3. Gene Ontology annotation, molecular function: methyltransferase activity. The coding region runs from base 366 to 1160 and encodes 264 amino acids. Gene Ontology annotation, biological process: pectin metabolic process. NCBI's taxonomy places the organism in Eukaryota, Viridiplantae, Streptophyta, Magnoliopsida, Rosales, Rhamnaceae. The record is from RefSeq and is a predicted model, not a curated record. The transcript has 7 exons.
CCGUCGGAUCUCACAACUGACCCUCUCAACAACUCAAAAACAAAAAACACAGGCAAGAAAAUUACGACCGACAGAGAUCCCAGCCUUCUCUCAACGUUCCAUUCCAUGUUUUUCAAUUGAAUCAACUAACAGACAUUUUGAACAAAACCUUAAACACCAACACAAAUCUAUUUCUCUCAGAGCACGUGCAAAGCCGGAUCUAGGCAAUAUACAGAAAUGCGGGCUUUCUAACGGACCGUUUUCUGGUUUGUUUGUUUCAGAUUUUUAUGUAUUUGUGGAAUGUUGGGAAUUCCCUGCGAAUUGUGAUAGCAAAAGUGGCAUAAUAUCAUUUGGGCGGUUAGCUUCGUCAAUUGAAAUAGGGAGACAUGUCGAGAAGACCAGUGAAUCCCUCUCGGCGAUUGGUAGAAAGCGGUGGUGCUCUGUUUUCAGGCCCAUCUCACUCCAAGUCCAAGUCUUCCCCAAUCUUAUCCGUCGGCCUUCCUCUCCUCCUCGUGGGAGCAUUGAUUUUUCUUGUGUACUCCUACUCGGGCGGUGGAGGUGGAUUUGUCAACAUUAGGGAGGCUGUUGGCAAGGUUGAAGGUGAUUUUUCAUGCACGGUGGAGGUCCAACGAGCAAUUCCCAUUCUAGCAAAAGCAUAUGGUGACAGCAUGCACAAAAUUCUGCAUGUUGGCCCUGAUACUUGUUCAGUGGUUUCUAAAUUGCGAAAGGAGAAAGAAACUGAAGCCUGGGGUGUGGAACCAUAUGACAUAGAGGAUGCUGAUAGAAACUGCAAAGCUCUUGUGAAGAAAGGCAUUGUGCGUGUUGCCGAUAUCAAGUUUCCACUUCCAUACAGGCCAAAAUCAUUUUCUCUUGUAAUUGUUUCAGAUGCAUUGGAAUAUUUGUCUCCUAGGUACCUUAACAAGACCCUCCCAGAUCUGGCAAGGGUAUCUAUUGAUGGGCUUGUGAUCUUUACAGGCUCUCCUGGUCAUUGGAAAGCUAAAGUUUCAGAAUCCAAAUAUGGAAGGGUGGCUAAGAUGAGGAGUUCGUCGUGGUGGGUCAGGUAUUUUGUUCAGACUAGCUUGGAGGAGAAUGAAGCUACUAUCAAGAAGUUUGAGCAAGCAGCGACAAAGAUGUCAUAUGUCUCAAAUUGCCAAAUUUUUCACCUUAUGCCAUUCCAUUAACAUUUUGAUUUUUUUUUUUUUUUAAAUUUUUUAUCAGUCUUGAAGCACUUGGAGAUGCUAUUUUUGAUAAUUCAUCUCAGACGAUUUUUUCCGUAGGAGACUAUCAAUCUUUCCCCCCAGUUGUAUUGUUCACAAGAAUAUGAAUUGUAUUAUUUUAUUUGAAGUUAUUAUUUUGAAGUUAAAGCAAGAAUGAGCGUGGUAUGUGUUCAGAAGCGCCCUAUAUUGUUACCUGAGUACGCUGAUUGUUAUAUAAACAGAUACUUUGGUAUGU